GUCUUCCUCAUCUGGCGUCGGAGGGCACAGCCGACUGUGCGAGCCAUGACUCUGAGCUCAGAGAUGUCGGAUGCCUCCAUCCUUUCGGAAGAGACCGACAUAGACGUGGUCGGCGAGGGGGAGGAUGGAGACGGCCAGACGCGCUCCUACGUGGACGAGGUGGCACAGAUGCGCGACGGCAUCCUGCUGUCCGGCUCCCCUCCUCCGUGCCUGGACGGCUCCACCUCCUCGAGGGACAGCUACAAGCCGGCGGGCAAGAACACGCUGGUGAAGCCCCCUUACUCCUACAUCGCCUUAAUCACCAUGGCCAUCCUGCAGAGCCCCAAAAAGAGGCUCACGCUCAGCGAGAUCUGCGACUUCAUCAGCAGCCGCUUCCCGUACUACCGGGAGAAGUUCCCGGCCUGGCAGAACUCCAUCAGGCACAACUUGUCCCUCAACGACUGCUUCGUGAAGAUACCGAGGGAGCCGGGGAACCCGGGGAAGGGCAACUACUGGACCCUGGACCCGGAGUCGGCCGAUAUGUUUGACAACGGGAGCUUCCUGCGGCGGAGGAAGCGCUUCAAGCGGCAGCAGGCGCAGGACUUGCUGCGGGAACACAACAGUUUUCUGCCCGCCGCGUACGGCUACGGACCGUACGGCUGCGGGGGAUACGGCAUCCAGCUGCAGUCCUACCACACGCACUCUGCACUUUUCGCGUUUCAGCAGCAGCAGCAGCAGCAGCAGCAGCACUCCCGACAUUCGCACUCGCACACGGGGACCGUUAUCCCCGCGCCGUCUUUGAUGCCCAUCAGCACGGACUUAGCCAGGAGUCGGUUUUAUCCCCAGCUCAGCUCCAGUCUGGGUUCAGCCAGCGUGCAGGCUGCGGCCCCGGUGCAGAAGUCCGGCUCCCCGGUGCAGCGGUCUCCCUUCUCCAUAGAGAGUAUCAUCGGGGGGUCACAGAGCCCCUCCAGGACUUCCCCGGCCGUUAUCCCGGUCUUACCGUCCUCUUUGGGGCAUCCGGGGUCCGGCCGGCCGCAGACCGUCCACCCCGGAGCCGUUUUACACCCGGUAGAAAACUUUCCGAACAGGGUCGUGAGCGGCACUAGCGACUUCAAAAUGUCUUAA
Cyclopterus lumpus (lumpfish) is the source of this 1104-nucleotide messenger RNA. It is a transcript of the gene foxd1, whose product is annotated as forkhead box D1. Gene Ontology annotation, molecular function: DNA-binding transcription factor activity, RNA polymerase II-specific; RNA polymerase II cis-regulatory region sequence-specific DNA binding. The record is from RefSeq and is a predicted model, not a curated record. Bases 46 to 1104 code for a protein of 352 amino acids. Gene Ontology annotation, biological process: anatomical structure morphogenesis; regulation of transcription by RNA polymerase II; cell differentiation. The transcript has a single exon. NCBI's taxonomy places the organism in Eukaryota, Metazoa, Chordata, Actinopteri, Perciformes, Cyclopteridae.